Pelodiscus sinensis (Chinese soft-shelled turtle) is the source of this 11201-nucleotide messenger RNA. RefSeq names its product cramped chromatin regulator 1 (gene CRAMP1). Gene Ontology annotation, biological process: pattern specification process. Gene Ontology annotation, cellular component: nucleus. Gene Ontology annotation, molecular function: chromatin binding. The record is from RefSeq and is a predicted model, not a curated record. Lineage: Eukaryota; Metazoa; Chordata; Testudines; Trionychidae.
UAUGAAGUCGACAGACUCCUUUUAAAAAUGCAUUAUAUUCGUGUUUGCAUUUUCUUUAUUCAGUUCAGUGAGUGAGAAAUGUUUUAGUCCUGUUGUUACUUGGAAUUGUAUACAUUUGUUGGUAGUUGGUUUUUCUUCUUAAUUGAAGCAGAAUUGUGAAUUCUGGUUUUGUUAGAUAAGACAAUUGCAUUGCUGUUGAUAGCUUGUUGCAUUUUUUUAGUAUGGCGUCGUUCUUGAAAGGUGUUGUCUUGUUUUUAGAUAGUGUCUGUAAUAUUUUCCGUGUUGUAGAAAUUAAAUCAUCCGCUAACCGUCUUAGUGAUUAAUAUUAGUCUGAAGCCUUUUGUGCGUAGCGUGGUAUUUUCCACUGAAUUUAAAAAAAUAACUGAUAAGUUUUGUGAAGCAAAGCCAGUGGUCAGGCUAACAGCUACUGUGGGUCCAAGUGUCAAAUUUACAGUCCCAUAAUAAAAUAAUAUGCAUUUCGAUGGCAGCAAAGCCCACAUAAGUGGACUUGUAACAAAAUAAUGUGCUUAAACUUUUUACUUGGCAAAGCGGUUGCAGAAUCUCUUUGAGGUGCACGCUUUUCGGGGAGUGAGGGGUUUGAAAAACGGCACCAAAUAUUUGGAUCUGGAUAUUUUGUGUUUCUUUUUUUUAUUGUGGUGGGGGUUUGCAAUCAGUGUAAAAUCCUGGAAGUUGGUGACGUAGCAAGCAAAGUUCAUGGCUUUGGAAAGCGAAAUCCUCUCCUGGAGUGCCUUUUUUAAAAAUGCAAACGUUGACAGGAGAUCAGCCCCAAAGCGAUGCUCCUUUGCAAAGAUACUAGAGCUGUUGGGCUCAUUGUGUACUUGACGAUCUGCCACCUUCCCGGGGAAAAAGUUCCAGUUUAGGAUAAAGCAGAAAGGUGCAUAAUAAUUUGGAGGUGGGUGGGGGGAGUUGGAAAUCUUUGUAGCCUUGGCCAGUCCCAGCCCCAGAGAGAGUCAGAGAGAGAGAGAGUGAGAGACGAUAGGAGGAGAAGCUGCUGCUGCAUCUAGGAAUAUGAAUUUCCCCCCCUCAGCAGGUCGGAUCACCUCGGCUCCAUGGAUGACAGUGAAGCUGGGAGACAGCAGCGGGGAGGAAGGGGUGAAAAAGCUAGGCAAGCGAGCAGGAGAUGAGGAGUCCCUGGAAGAAGAAGAAGGGGCAGGAAGAGGAGAGGCAGCUCCAAGCAGGAGCAGCACAAAGAAAGAAGAUAAGAUUAUUAACAACAACACUAAUAACCCCUCAUCCAGCCCCAGUUUACACCAAGAGCCGUCCUCUCUUCAGCCCUCCCACAGCCAGGACCAGCAUCAUUUUCUGAGGUCCAGUGUCAGACCUCAGAGCAAGAGGUUAAGGAAGGAUUCUCAGGCAUCCUGCUCUGUUGGCAAUAGCAGCAGCACUACUGCAAAAGGAAAAGGUAUAGAUAAUGGAGGGACCUCAUCCUGUAGUACAUCAGGAAUUCCUCCCAGCACUCCUGCUGGGACUUCUAAGACUGCCACAAGAAAUUUGGGGACCUCAAGUGGGGAGAAGGAGGAAGGAAAAAAGGUCAGACGUCAAUGGGAAUCAUGGAGCACAGAGGACAAGAAUACCUUCUUUGAAGGACUUUAUGAGCACGGGAAGGACUUUGAAGCUAUUCAGAACAAUAUUGCCCUGAAGUACAAGAAGAAAGGCAAACCAGCAAGUAUGGUGAAGAACAAAGAGCAGGUCCGGCACUUCUACUACCGCACCUGGCACAAGAUCUCUAAAUAUAUUGAUUUUGAUAAUGUGUUUUCUCAAGGCCUGAAAAAAUCCUCCCUGGAGCUUUAUGGCUUAGUCUGUUAUGGGGAACUAAGGAAGAAGAUUGGGGGCUGUAUGGAUGAUAAAAAUGCAACAAAACUUAAUGAGCUCAUUCAAAUUGGGGCCACAACUGUUCGCUACAAAGGGAGAAACCUUCGAAUCAAAGCUCCAAUGUGCAGGGCAUUGAAGAAACUUUGUGACCCAGAUGGCAUUAGUGAUGAGGAGGAUCAGAAGCCAGUGCGUCUUCCUCUGAGGGUCCCUGUGGAGUUACAGCCACGAAAUAAUCAUGCAUGGGCUCGGGUACAGAGCCUUGCCCAGAAUCCACGGCUCAGAAUGAUAGUGGAGUUACAUCGGAAGGUCUCCAGCCUCAUUGAGUUCCUGAAACAGAAGUGGGCUCUCCAUGAAGUGCGCAUUCGUAAAACACUAGAAGAACGGCAGCUUCAGGACUGCAGAGAUUCAGAAGCAAGAAGCAAUCUCUCAGAGGAAAAAAUGAUGCUUCAUCUCUUCCCCGGGGAGAACUGCACACUCACCCCUCUCCCAGAGGUGUCCAGAGUGGUCCACUCCAAGGCGUUCUGCACAGUGCAUUGGCAGGAAACUGGCAAAUGCAAACAGAACACAAAAGAUGCUCACUUAUUGCCUCCUGCCCAAAUCCUAGGCAUACAGAGUGGGCAGGGGACAGCCAGAGGGCAGCUAAAGUAUCCUCGGGGAUCUGAGGGGAAGAGUGGCACAAGGACAGAGAGCACUACAGAGCCAGGCAGAACCUCUCAGCCUACGGCGGAAGUGUCUGCAUGCUCCGGAGAUGUCUCCCCAGAGAAUGGCUUGACAGAAGGCCCUCUUUGUUUCAGUAUCACAAACUCUCUUGAAAAAUCACCUUCUGGACUUCAGGACCCAGGAGGGAGUCUGGAGAAGCUGAUCCCCAUGGCUUUCCGUGCCGAGGGUGAGGAGACCCAAGCCAGUGACCAGGAAACCAAGCUACCGUCAUGCAGCCCAGCUUGUGUUUGCAGCAAGAUCCCUGACCUGGAGGAACUCUCUCUGCUUGAUCCAUUCCCUCGGUAUAUGAAGUCCUGUCAGGAUCUGAUUGUCCCAGAGAAAUGUUUUUGCACAGACAAACUGCAAGAGAAAGACCCUGUUGACUCAGCUGAAAGUGCCUCUCCAGUGACUUUUCCAUCUGAGAGUGCAGAGGCAGCUGAUCCUUGUUCUGCACAGCUGACAAGAGGUGGAAUAGCAUCGCCUGGCAGUAGCCUGCCCAGCUUUGAAACUCAAGCUAGCCACAACCAGGGAUUGCAACAUGAUGGUCUUACUAAGGAUUUACAAGAUGCAGUAGUGGAGGAGACUCAAGAGAAGCUGAGCCCUUCAUUUCUGCAUCCACCUCAGGGACAACCUUCGGCAAAGCCUCUCAAGGAUGACCCAAGCCGGCUUGCUCAACAGGUCAGAGAGGAGGGGUGGAGUCUGCGAACCUCUGAGAGCCUUACAUUGGCUGAAGUCUACCUCAUGAUGGGCAAGCCAAACAAACUGCAGCUGGAAUAUGACUGGCUAGCUGUGUUAGGGCCAGAAACCCAGGAUUCUAGGGAGGAAACAUCUGAACCCAGUGCUGUACCCAUAUCUUCCACCUUUCAGAAGCAAAGACUCCUCAACUGCCUUUUAAAACUCAUCUCCACUGAAGUCAACCCCAAACCAAUCCCUGAGAUGAACUCUGUCGCCACAUCCCCUAUAAAGCCUGCUCACGAAGAGCAAUCACUGACUCCUCCUGGGAAGGUGAUUGCCAUCAGCACCAGGAGUCCAGGCUGUACCCGGAACCAAACUGCCCUUCGCAACAAGACCUUGUCUCCCAGUGUUAGUUCCAGCUCCUCAGGUGUGAGAAACCUCUCUAGACCUCUCUUGGCAGCUGGUCCCUCGAGUUCUGGAGGAGCUGAUGCAGACGGUGGGCUCUUUGCAGUUCCCACGACUCUACCACCCAAUAGCCGACAUGGAAAGCUGUUUUUGCCUAGUAAGGAAGCAGAACUGACCUUCCGACAACACUUGGACACAAUCAGUAUGCAGUCAGACUACUUUUUGCCAAAACCAAGGAGAUUGCGGAACAGGCACCUGCGGAAGCCAUUAGUGGUACAGAGAACACUGCUCCCCAGGCCAUCAGGAAAUCCGUCCCAGCAUGUCUGCUCCUUCUCUAUCUUAUCCAACUCUUCCAUAACAGGGAGAGGGUCAUUUCGGCCAAUCCAGUCUUCACUGACUAAAGCUGCCGUUUCUCGACCCAUUGUGCCCAAGGUUCUUCCAGCACAAGCUACCAACCAUCUGUCCAGUGCUAUUGACUUGGCAGCUAAAAGUGCUGGUAUUAUCCCUGGCAGCCCCCUGCCUGCUCUGGAUUCUGAGGGCUUGUCAGGUGUGUCUCCGCUGUCACCAGACUGUGUGGCUGCAGUUGUCACGGGGCAGGAGUUGGAUGGGGCAGAUGAAAAUGGAGGCUCCAUCACCACAGUAGGGGGUUCAAGUAACGGGUGUCGGGUUCCUUUCGUUAAUCUGCCCGCACAGCAUGAGCAGGAGGUGGUCCCUGAGGGCUUCCAGCAGGACACAUCAGUCCUUUCUCUGUCAGAACUGUCCAAGACACCUCUCCAGAAUGGUCUUUCUACCCCACCGCUUCUUCCAUCACAGGCCUCCAGUACCCAUCUGUCUCCUCCCAACGUCUCCGCUCUGCUGGAUAUCUCUCUGCCUGGACCACCUGAAGAUGUGCUUUCUCAGGGAGAGCCUGCCUCGCAAAUAAGUGACUCUAUCAUUGAAAUCGCUAUCAGCUCUGGUCAAUACAGUGAAGGUGUUUCUCUCUCCCCUGCAAAACUGAAUGGUAGUGACAGCUCCAAAAGUCUUCCAUCCCCCUCCAGCAGUCCUCAGCAGAACUGGAUUGCCUCUCCAAGCCAUGAUCCACAGUGGUACCCCAAUGACUCUACCGACUCAUCUCUCAGCAGCCUGUUUUCAAGUUUCAUCUCCCCUGAAAAGGGCCGGAAAAUGUUGCCGACUCCUGCUGGUACUGCCAGUGGCACUUCCUUAUUGGGACCCAGCCUGCUGGAUGGAAACUCACGGGAUUCUUUUGUGUCUCGCUCUCUGGCAGACGUAGCAGAGGUUGUGGAUUCCCAGCUGGCUUGCAUGAUGAAUGAGAACAGCAUAGAUUACAUCUCUCGUUUCAACGAUCUUGCCCAGGAGCUAUCAAUACCUGAGCCAACUCGUAGGGAAAUCCUCUUUGAUGGAGGAGGCGGUGGCCCCCCAAUUGGUGAUCUCUCACAGUGAGCAUAAGAGACCAGUAGGCUGGUGGAGACUGUUCAUCUUAGUGGAACUUAUUGUACUGGAUUUGGGAGGCAAGUGGAGGAUAUGCAAAUGAUGUCCAAAUGCCCUCAACCAGUGCCCACCUUUCUAGAAGAACAGCGUUGUCUUUAGAGGUCUGAACAAAUAUCUGCAAGUCCUAGAAUGUGCAAUACGUUGGGGAACAAUGUGGAACAUUAUUACAGGGAGUGAUGUGUCUGCAUCAGUGAUAUGAGAUGGUGAAUAAAUGAGUUUGAGAUGGUCCGGGAUUUGUACUUUGGCAUGGCCUAGGCAAGAAGCUUAGGCAAGAAUAUGGCUGGAAACUUCUUCAAUGUGAAUCUUGUUUUUUGCAUGAUGAUCAGCUUCCCAUGAUUUGCAAUCCAUGUUGAGACUGAGGGGUGGAGGGAGACCGAAAUCCUCCUCCUAUUCGCAUUCUGAAACAUCCUGCUCUGCACGAUUGUCAUAUCAGUCAAACUGAAGUUUCUUGCACUCCCCUGAAAGGCACCAUUAUUCUGCAAUGCUGGUGUUGCCAUUUUAUACAUUGUUUCUUUGGCUACUCCUUGUUUUAUGAACAUUCCAGACAGGUAGAUGCCUGCAUUCUUGUUUUUUUGUUUUUUGUAAAUCCUACUCUGUCACAGCCACCAUUCUUCUGAUUGUAUCUACUCUUUUUAGCAGGCUGACAGUAUUUUUCAUUGCAUUGGACAGUGACACACACACACACCACCACCUAUGAGAGUGUUUUCCCUAAAGAGAUGGUUACUUAUCAAGAGAGGAAACAUUGCAGAAAGGAGUCUCCCUGGAAUCACUCUUAAAUCUUUGUCUUGGUAGUUUUUUGUUAGGAAACCCAUAUAUCCCCAUCUUUCUCCACAUAAACCAGAUCAAUCAUCUCAUUGAGGAUUCUUAUGGGCAGUGAGAUACAAAAGAAUAAUGUUCAUUUAAAGGUACAAAUAUUUUAAAACUCAGAUUGUUGAAAUCCAUCUUGCCAUGCAAAUGAGGAGGAGAGGUAUCCAGUCUCAACUUCAACUGAACUCUCCACUCUGUCCUUGCCUAGCUAAUUCUGGGUGCUCGGUAGUACCCCAGAACAUCGUUUCUCACUGUCGUCCCUCUCUGGCACUGUUAUAUGUUUCUGUUGUAUUGCAUUUUAAUGCCUGAAAGACCCAGGUCCUGAUUUCAGCACGUCCAAAGGAGUUCUAGUAACGUUACUUCCUUUACAGUUGGCUUUUCUUUUUCUUCUAAUUGCUCAGGAUACUUCCUUCUUCCAGAUCUUUUCCCAUCAGUCUUAAGAAGGAUACUUUUACUUGCUUGUGUUUAAAGCAUUUAUCUGUACCCCCCAGUAAAAAGAUUCAUCUUGACUAUUUUAAGUAGCUCUGAAGCUGUCGUAGGAGUCAGUCCUAUAUAAACCUCAAACUUUUAUAUUUUUUUACACAAACACACGGACACACACACACACUGUGUGUAUAUGAAAAACACACAAACCGUCUAUCCUUAAGGCCAUUACGAGGGCUUCUUUUUCUUAAAAUGCACUAUGCUCUGGAUGUGGCUUUACUUACUUACUCCUACAAAACAUUUGACUGGGAGUCUUGUGACUGUGUUGCCCACAAAGCACUGGUUGGAUAUACAGUGUUCCCUGUCGUUUUACCCUUACCCCGUUAGACUUUUUUUAUAUUGGUUGGUAUUUUCUUUGCCUUGUGCUUUAAGAUAAAAUUUAACCAGUUUUCUGAUGAUCAUACUUGAUGAUCCAGAACAGGAUUUUUUAUCUCCUUCUCUAAUGGGUGGCAAGAUUUGGAGGACACUUGUUUGGUUCAUGUUGCAGGAUGCCUGGUGUCUGGUUGCUUCAUUCUCCUCUUGGAUGUGGGAGCCACCUGCCCAGUUAGACACAACAUUGGUAUAACUGGGUAUUCCUUCAGGGACUCACAUCUACAUUACUAGCAAGCCAUGGGUCAGCACGCUAAGAGGGGACAGUUUUCAUAUUAAUAAGCUAAUUCCCUGCUUUAGCUUUGGGUCACCUGGAACCUAUCCUCUCAGAAUAUGUAUUCCAGAAGCCAUUCACAAAUUGUAGGGCUUCUCACAGUUCUAGAAUACAAGCAUAUUUGAGGUUUCCAGACAAACAUACACUUAGUCAUGCAUAUUUAUUUCUGAAGGGUUCACACUUGGUAGAAACUAGUAUUUCCAUUAAUUAUACUGUUUUAAUCUUUCCAGUGAUUAUUGUAGUUCAGAUGUCUUUCAGUCCAGUCUUUCUUAAAGCACCAAUUCCUAGUUUUGACUACCCACAUUAGUAGUUCUGUCUGUUUUCUCCAGAAAUACUUCUGCUAACCCAUGUUAGCAAAACUGAGGCUUCCUAGUAUAGAUGGAUUAUAAUGGAUUAUCUAAACAUAGUAACAUUUAGAAGGACACAUGACAAGUUUUAGUCAGAUGCAACAAAUCUGAAUCUCUAGUUGGUUUUCAUUUCUUAAAUGGUGAGAGGUUAGCCUUAUGCUGGCAAAUAUAUUUGAUUACUGCAGUCUUCCUCCAUGUCCCCAAAACAGCUAUUGAUAAUAGGAUUUCACCCAGAUCUGUUUAUGAGUCUGUCACCAGAAUGCAGGGAGCUGUCUGUAGCCCAUAUGCCUUGCUACAAGAAAAACAACCAUUAGAGAAAGAAGCUCAUAUAGUGGGUAUUGCUUAUAAUCUAUGAAGCCAGCACAUUUUAAUAUUCUGACCUUCUCAAGACAGAACAGGAGUGCUAGGUGGUAGGUAGGGAGGCAGAUGCAUAGAAUAGGCAGAGCCAUCAUUCAGCACCCAGAAAUUCUAUGGUAAAAAUUUGGUUAACCUUUUAAAAAAUUCUUAUAAACACAUAUUUGAACAUCCUCUACUUUCUCCAUGGCCACCUCCUUCCCUCCCCUCUUUCUGAUAUUUCCAGUGUACAGAAUAUUCCCACCUGCUCUAUCUGAUCUCUGAUUCAGGAAUGUUGGAUACCCUGUGUAUUACAUUAUAAUAGCAAAACCCAACUAAAUCGAAGUUUCUCGUUUCAAAGUUUUCCCUGAUGAAAAACUUGGAUAUAAUGAUAAAUUCAGAUCAAUACAGACAUUAGUAACUUGGCAAAAUUGCUUUGUAGCACACAGUGGAAGAAGGCUUUCUGUAGGAAUUGGCAGAUUGCUAGCAGAUGCCCCAGAGUAUGCUGGACUUCUUCAGGUUCAAAGUAGGAAAAUAAAAUUUGAAUUGUGCUGUAUCAGAACAACUUUGGUGACUAUAAUCUUCUCCAGAACAGAUGUUCAAGUGACUUGCUAGUCAACUGCAAGCAGGAUUGUUUCAGGCAAGUAACACUUAUCUUCAGACCUGUACAAGGCACUGUGAGGAGGCUGGAGGUGAGAAUGGACAUUGAAAACCUCCAUUUUUUUUGUGUUAGUUCCUAGAAAGCUUGUGCUCUGACUGAGCGUUUAGGGUCUUUCUUUUUAACUUCAGUUGUUUGGGUGCCAAGUCUAUGAGCGUACAUGAAAUGAUGUAACUGGCUUCCUUAUAUUCCCCUAAGGGAAUAUAAACAUAAAUUUGUCAUCGUAAUCUGGGUAUAAAGCAAUACUACAGCCACCUCUUUCUGCGUGUUGUGUACUUAGUGAUGGGCCAGCUACUAGAGUGUUAGAUUCUGCUCAGCCAAACAAUUCAUUCUGUCCUUUUAUCACUAAAUCCACCAAGCAUAGGAAUUUUAAUUGGUUUUUAAAAUGGCAUCGUUUAACUUUUCCUUGGCACCCUCCUUAUUUAUAUUUCUAAAUUAAAUUAUAUAGCUUGGACCACACCUAAUCUGCCAGGAAAGCUCCUCUACUGACUCUGCCAAUCCCGCAGUGGAAAUUACUGUUGCAUUUUUUUACACUCAAAAUUCCAAUGCAUUUAUAAGGAAAGUGCUGCACUUUUUAAACCUUUUCAACCUUUAAAUCUCCUGAGUUCACAAUGGUUUAUAAAUAUUAAAUAAGUGAAACCUUGGCAAGCACUACGGCAAUAAGUUAUCAUUUGUUACUGGAACAUGAUAACUGGCUUUAGAGCUUUUGGUUUGGCAGCAAAAUUUAUUGCUGUUUCUUUUAAUAAUAGUUAAGCCAUAUCAUCUAAGGUUUUUGGCUUGUUUGAGAUGUGAAUUUGUUUUAUAGAUUAUAAAUAUACAUAUAUAGUGUAUGUAUAAAGCAGAAUGACUGUCCCUACUGAUUAUUUUUUGUAUCAUAUUGUAAAUUAUAUUAUUUAUUCUUUACCAAUUUUGGAAAAAGGUGUUUUGUUUAUUUAAUAUAAUAUACAAAAGCUGUUAAACUUCUGUUUAAAUUUCCAAUUCAACUUGUAAAGCUGUUUUUAUUGUGCAUAAAUACAUACUAAUACUUGGUCUAACAGGUGUUCAGAUAUUUGUUACAUGUACAGUUUCUGCCUUGUAGUCUAUUAAGGUUUUUUGAGUUUUUAACAGUAUUUACUUUGUAGUGACUGGUGCUCCCAUUAGGGUUAUAGCCACACUUUAUAUCCAUGUCUAGCCACAGCUCAUUUUUGCGAAUAUGGAUGCAGCUACAAAUUUUGUGUCUAGAACCCUGCAAAUGUGAAGAUACCUGCAGAUAUAAAGUAGAUAUCUGUGGCUCAUUUUUGCAGAUGCAGAUACAAAUUUUGUAUCCGUGCAAGGUAGAUAGGCUCUACCCAUUGGAGACAAUGUAAUUGAGAUUUGUCCUCAAAAUUUAAAUUCUUGGGGUGAAUUCCUGGCUCCAUUGAAGUGAAAUUCCUAUUGAUUUUGGUGUGGCUACAAUUUUUCACCCCUUCUGUCUAGAAGAUCAGGAUGAGAUCAGUAUCUUACAACUCCCCUCCCCACUCUCAUCAGUCUUAGCAACAUUGGUCCUUACCUGAGUUAUAUGGACAACUAGAGGCUUCAAGGAGCCGUCUGGUCACAUAAUCCUGUCCCCUUUUUCCAGCUGCUCUACAUCAUAGUUGAAAGUUACCUUCAUACUAUUACUUUUCCUACAUAUAAGCAAUCGUUGUAGUUGCCCUGUGGUGAUAAACAAAGCUGGAUAAAUGAGAGAGGUGGUGGAAUGUUCAGCUGGAAAAGGGAGUAGGUCAAGUAUCUGGAUCACUAAGGGUUCAUCUAGACUGAGGAAUUUAGGUAAAUUAAUCCAGAUUAAAUAAAGUUGUAAAUCUAAAGUACAUUCAUUCAGUGACAUUAACAGUUGUGUAGGCACUCAUUUGGAAUUACAAUGGUCUUAAUUUGGUUUAGUUAAUUCACAGGAAUUAAGUUGAACUGAAUUAAAAGGAUUUUAAUGUCAGGCGAGUGUCCAUGUAGAGUCUUAAUGUGGUUUAACGUGGUUAAUUUGGAAUAAUUUUCCUGCCUGUCCCAGUAUAAAAGUACCUUAAGAUACAUUCCAUUCUACAAAAAAGUUCAAACUCCCUAUAACACAUUUCUUGUUGCUCUUAACCCUAGUCAUUCUUAUAUUCUUAAUGUCAUGCCUGUACUUAUUCAGUUUUACAGUUUAGAGUCCUGCAAUUGAGGUAUUUGGUUUUGUGCCAUCUGAACAAAACUUCCAAAAGCUCUAGAUUUGAUUUUUUUUUGAGGAGGGGCAGGGGGAAGGAGUGGCAGAGAAUAUAAAUAAAACCUAAUAAUUUUGUAUUUUUUGUUAAUACUUCUUUUUCUUCCAAAGAAGCCCCUCCAUUACGUAUUACAGAGAAAGAAGAGAAGAGGGAUAGCUAUCUUUAAGGUAGUGUGUCAUAAACCAUGAAGCCUGUGUAGUAAGUGAACCUGAAUGUUGUUUUACAAUGGAGAAAAAUAACAAAAGCCUAGGGCAGUGCUCAGGAAGAUGAGGACGGAAGAUCUUCCAUUAAAGUGAUCCCCAGGUACAAGCUUUCAUCAAAACUUCUUCUAGUAUCUUAGCAACAAAAUUGCCUGUGAUUUAUUGCCUAGAUACAAUUACAUUUUAUGAAACAAGGUUCCUUGUGACAGUUAUUCUCCUGCCAACACUGUCAAAUGCUGCUUACAAAAGCAGUGAUAGGAUUGAACUUUUAAGCCUGUGAUCAUCUAAUGGCCAGAGAAAAACUUAGUCUAAGCUGCAACUGAAGGAAUUCUAGGUAUGCCUUUUUGGUGUGCAUUUAGGGUGAGUAGGUAAGGAGGAUCUUUCAGUGGAUUUGCUCUUGACAUUUGUGGGGGGAGGCAGCAG